AUGACGUAUCCGAUUCCAUCUUCGGAUCGUCGUCAAUUUCUUAAAGAUUUUCUCGAAGAUGUCGUUCGAACCUUAAACAAUCCGAAUUUCGAAACUGUUCGGUACAUAUUUCCAAAUGCAAGUUUCGACCAAAUGGUUGAAUUAUAUAGGCAAAAAGAUUUAUUGGCUCGAGAUUUUUAUGUGGCUGAAAAUGAUUUAAGAAUUUGUCGUGAAAUUUUAAGCUUUGAUAAUAUUCAACAUUUUUCUAAAACCUUAAAGAUCGCGACCGAUCUUCAAGUUGUUUGUGAUUCUUUGAAACGUUGGAAGUGUACUAAAAAAUUUGUCAUGGAAUUUACUAUGAAUUUUUCUCAUGCUUUAAUGGGUUAUUGGGCAAGACAUUAUCAAUUGAUGAAUCCGGAUGUUGAUAAUUGGGAUUGGGUAGUCUUGCCUUAUUAUACACCAAAACGUACAUUACAAGAUACAAAUAAUAAUCUUUAUCAUUUAAAGAAAUCUAUGGAACAAAAAUUAAAAGAUUGUAUAAAUAACAAAGAAGAAGAAAUUAUAAACUGGUAUUCAAAAAGAUUGCGCGUUGUAGGAUUUUCACCAAAAACACCAGAUUCAAUUCAACAAUUACCAUUUACUUUUAGAAGAUUCACUAAUGAUGAACCAACAAUAGUGACCACGGAUGAUGAGG
Molecule: messenger RNA, 673 nt
Organism: Racocetra fulgida
Lineage: Eukaryota; Fungi; Glomeromycota; Glomeromycetes; Diversisporales; Gigasporaceae
Source: the annotation of a GenBank genome assembly